Messenger RNA from Yamadazyma tenuis ATCC 10573, 991 nucleotides. It is a transcript of the gene PRE2, whose product is annotated as proteasome core particle subunit beta 5. Gene Ontology annotation, molecular function: threonine-type endopeptidase activity. The record is from RefSeq and is a predicted model, not a curated record. NCBI's taxonomy places the organism in Eukaryota, Fungi, Ascomycota, Pichiomycetes, Serinales, Debaryomycetaceae. Gene Ontology annotation, cellular component: proteasome core complex.
ACAGUUCACUCAGUUGUAUCCACGUUAAUACACACGCGUCGACUGCCACUGUAUCGUUGAACCCUCACAUCUUCAACGUAUAUCAUCAAGAUCGACUACACCGCUCAUGAACUCGAUUGCCACCCAAUUCACCAAUGCCAACCGUAAUGGCGUGUUGGAAGAAAUCAAUGGCACCUACGGGUCAGGUCCUGCCACGCUCGAGCUUGCCCCUACGAUGCAAUUGCCGCCCAUCUCACAGCCCACGGCGUUCUUGAGAGCCCACACCGACGAUGCGGCCAACCCCGACUGUAAAAUUAAACUCGCCCAUGGUACCACCACGUUGGCGUUCAGAUACAAGGGAGGAAUUGUCAUUGCCGUUGACUCGAGAGCUUCACAAGGAAACUUCACUGCGUCCCAAACUGUCCACAAAGUCAUCAGAAUCAACCCAUUUUUGUUGGGGACCAUGGCUGGCGGUGCUGCUGAUUGUCAAUACUGGGAGACCUGGUUGGGUACUCAAUGUAGAUUGCAUGAGUUAAGAGAAAAGGAAAGAAUCUCCGUGGCUGCUGCUUCCAAGCUUUUGGGAAACUUGGUGUACAACUACAAGGGAAUGGGGUUGUCUAUGGGGACCAUGAUUUGUGGAUACACCCAAAAGGAAGGUCCUGCGCUCUUUUAUGUUGAUUCGGAUGGAACCAGAUUGAAAGGAGACAUGUUCUGUGUGGGGUCUGGACAGACCUUUGCGUACGGAGUGUUGGAUUCUGAGUAUAAAUGGGACAUGCCUGAGGAAGAAGCAUUAUAUUUGGGUAAGAGAUCGAUUUUAGCUGCUGCUCAUAGAGAUGCUUAUUCUGGAGGAUCGGUUAACUUAUACCAUAUCGACAUCAACGGAUGGAAAUACCACGGCAACUUCGACGUGGGAGAGUUGUUCUGGGAAGUCAAAGAAAAGGAACAAUCUUUCAAUAACGUGGCUGCCUAGUUUUUAUAUACACCUAUCUAUCUAAUGCUAAUGUUAAAGUAU